Messenger RNA from Prunus dulcis (almond), 3197 nucleotides. Its product is annotated as integrator complex subunit 3-like. The transcript is spliced from 2 exons. NCBI's taxonomy places the organism in Eukaryota, Viridiplantae, Streptophyta, Magnoliopsida, Rosales, Rosaceae. Gene Ontology annotation, molecular function: RNA binding. The record is from RefSeq and is a predicted model, not a curated record. The coding region runs from base 1490 to 2986 and encodes 498 amino acids. Gene Ontology annotation, cellular component: cytoplasm.
UCUCUCUCUCUCUCUCUCUCUCUCUCUCUCUCUCUCUCAUCUAGCGGCUUAUCUCUCAUAUCAGCCUCUUCUCUAACUCUCUAUUUCUCAUCUCGAUGGGGCAGCUUUUCAAUCUCCAACUAAUAUGUGCUCGCUAAUUUAAAUAAAUUAGGGUUUUUGAUGAAAUAAUUUUGGCUUUCGGUUUCAAUGGGGCUGUCGGAGUUUUCUGAGCUAAUUUCAAAGGCUUUAUAGCCUAAUUUUAUUGGUAGCCUGUACAUAAAACUGAAUUAGGGUUUUGUGUGAAAUUGAAUUGGGGCUUGGGUUUAAUUUGUGCUUGCUGUUGUUCGAUUAUGUUAUGUUGGUAUGUUCUUGGGAUAUUUCUGCGGUUUCUAACGAUGAUUUAAUGGAUUAAUUAUGGUUUAGUACCCAUUUUCUAACGGUUUCUAACUAUAUUUUCUUAAUUUUUACAAUUUGAUAAUCCAUUUUUUAAAUUUGUUUCGACAGUCCCGAUCUCUUGGAUUAUAGGGUCCAAGAGAUUUGUGGUCACUCACCGUUGGAUGUAAAUUCAACUGUUCACUCGCUCUUGCACUUCUUUUAAGAAAUUUUUUUGAACCGUUAGAUGUUACAUCCAACGGUAGGUGACUACAGUCUCUUGGACCCUAGUGGUCCAAGAGAUUUGUAGUCACUCACCUUUAGAUGUAAAUUCAACUGUUCACUCACUCUUGCACUUCUUUUAAGAAAUUUUUUUGAACCGUUGGAUGUUACAUCCAACGGUAGUGACCACAGUCUCUUGGACCCAUGUGAUCCAAGAGAUUUGUGGUCACUUACCAUUGGAUGUAAAUUUAACUGUUUACUCACUCUUGCAUUUCUUUUAAGAAAUUUUUUUAUUCAACGGUAGGUGACUAUAGUCUUUUGGACUCAUGUGGUUCAAUAUGAUUCUACGUUAGGAUUUUCGUCAAAUAUUUCCAUUAGUUGCCUACGUGGCAGUAUGAAUUAGGGUUUUAAUUUUAAAUUGAUUAAAAUAUGUUUUUUGGGAAAAAGUUCAGAAAAUGAGAAGUAAAAAAAUCCCCCUUACCUGCGAUUUUCUUCUCCCCCUCAUUCCCCCAUGACCACCACCCGUAGCCAUCCUCCAACCCCGCCAACCCCAAACGAACCCAGAACCCCAGCCCGCAACCACUCAGACUCCCUCCCCUUCCCCCCCUAUUUCUUCUCCCCCUGCCCUGAACCCAAACUCCAGUCCCCACCUACCAACCACAGCUUGCCGACCACUCUCUCUCCAUCCUCCAGAGCUGGUUCCCGCCGUCGCCCGACGCGUUCCGGCGAGAUCUGACGGUGGGUAUAGAGCUACUAAGAGCAAUGGCGCCACCCAAGAGACCGGUAGCCAAUGCCCAAGUGAACUUUCUAGUCGUGCAGGUGGGUUCUUGAAAAUACGCAGAAGGGCUUCUCUACCAUUUAUACCUGCCUCAAUCACACACACAAAUUCAUUAUAGCUGUACCCUAUGAACCAUACAUGGCUUUGAAACUAAUGCAAAUCGCUCCCCAUGAAGCCGAAGACCCAACAGAGCUCUCUCUGAGGCAAGCCUUUGAGCUUCUUGAACCAAAACUAAGACCCCCGUUUUCAUUAACGAUUCCAAAGCCACAAGAAUACUCGCUGCUCAACAAAGCGAUACUUUAUGGAGUUUUAUAUGAAUGCCAUUUGGGAAAAACACAUAUUAAGCACUUGCAUGCCAUUGUCACUGAUGGGUAUGGCUUGUUUGUUAGUUUCCUCACCAAGGUUGUGAAUGAAUUGUAUGUGAAACUUCUUGAACCACUGAAGUGCCAACUGAUUUGGGUUACUAAGGAGUUGAUUGAUGUUCUAGCAGUAGGCGUUGAUGGUUUGUUGGUUUGUUUGUUGAGACAAAUUGUUGGUGGGGAUUUUAGUGAUGGAAAUUUGUGGCUGUGUUUUGAGAUGGUGAACAUACUUUUGACCAAAUGGGAUUGUCUUUUAGAAGUAGAAUCGAUGAUCUUGACUAGUGGGUUGUAUACAUAUCUUCGGUUAUUAGCUGAUCACUGUAGGCAGUUAAGUAAUCCAAAAUUAGAGGCGUUAAAGCAAUUGGAGAUUGACUUUUGUAUUAAAGUUUUAAAGGAGCAGUUUCCUUUGUGUUUGAAGAUUGGCAGGGAUCUUGUUCGACUCCUACAAGAUUUGGUCCAUUUACCCAAAUUUAGAGCUAUAUGGAAGGAUUUAGUACUGAACCAGGGCGAGUUUAAGAGUCUGGGAUUUUCUGGUAUUGCACAGCUCUAUAUCACAAGGACUCCAAGUCAGUAUAUGUUACUUCGGAUUACUCCAGAAAUGGAGGCGCAGUUGAGAUUUUUACUCACGCAUGUGAAGUUGGGGAGUCAUAAGCGUCACCAGGCAUGGUUUGCCAAGAAGUUUCUAUGUGAGCCAAACAGAGAGACUGUCAUAGUCGACAUUGUUCGUUUUAUAUGUUGUGCACACCACCCCCCAAAUGAAAUUAUUCAGUCAGAUGUCAUUCCAAGAUGGGCUGUUAUAGGUUGGCUAUUGAAAUCUUGUACGAAGAAUUAUGUUGAGGCUAAUGCGAAACUGGCUCUACUUUAUGAUUGGCUAUUCUUUGAAGAAAGAGUAGACAAUAUUAUGAAUAUUGAACCUGCGAUGUUGUUAAUGGUAUGUUCUAUACCCAGAUACAUUGAUAUAACACACACUCUUCUCGAAUUUCUGUUCCUUUUGAUGGACAACUAUGAUGCGGAACAUUAUGAUAUCUUAGUUAAAGGUGUGUCAUCAUCAUUUAGUGUAUGUGUAAAGAAAGGAGUGAUCCGUUCACUUGAUGUCUUGACCUCUUGUGAUGCACUGUCUCCUAUAUUGAAAGAGAGGCUUGGUAGGUUUUUGUUAGGUACAAAAUUUGAAAUCUCUGGAAAGUUGAUACAAGCUCGUCUUCCCGGUCACUUUGAGAGAGUGAAAAAUUCUACCUGUAUGGAAACUCCAACACCAUCACCAGAAAGCAUGAGAUGAAUUUUAUUUCUUUUUUAUGCUUGUUACCAAUGAAGGCAUGUUUGCUUGACUAUAAUACCUAUUGCUAUGUAAAUUAUUGCCCAUCAUGAAAUUUAGAGGGGAUAUACUCUUAUUCAUUCUUCUCAUGUUAUGACGUUUGAAACAGGAGUUAUACUAGUGAUAGGAUGUAUUUUCAAUAUGCAAUAAGAACUAUGACUGAAUUUGAGAGGAA